Guyanagaster necrorhizus is the source of this 231-nucleotide messenger RNA. RefSeq lists its product as uncharacterized. Bases 1 to 231 code for a protein of 76 amino acids. The transcript is spliced from 3 exons. NCBI's taxonomy places the organism in Eukaryota, Fungi, Basidiomycota, Agaricomycetes, Agaricales, Physalacriaceae. The record is from RefSeq and is a predicted model, not a curated record.
AUGCACCUUGCGGAGAUUCACUGCAUUUUUCUCGCCAUUGCGACUACGUUGGCUGUGUUCAACAUUUCAAAAGCUUUGGAUCCUGUCAAUGGAGAGGAUAUCACGUUCAUCAGUCAUCCACAGCCAUCUAGGUGUAAAAUCGAGCCGAGGUCGAAGAUGAUGAAGGAUAUGGUUUCAGGACAGGCGGAGACGUUGAAGAUCCUUAUGGAUCCAAUGCUCGUCAUUACGUAA